Molecule: messenger RNA, 3270 nt
Organism: Caenorhabditis remanei
Lineage: Eukaryota; Metazoa; Nematoda; Chromadorea; Rhabditida; Rhabditidae
Exons: 16
Coding region: 1-3270 (1089 amino acids)
Biological process (GO): COPII-coated vesicle cargo loading; endoplasmic reticulum to Golgi vesicle-mediated transport; endoplasmic reticulum organization
Cellular component (GO): endoplasmic reticulum exit site; COPII vesicle coat
Molecular function (GO): protein binding; structural molecule activity
Source: RefSeq, a predicted model, not a curated record
AUGAGCUCGAAGCUCUAUUCACGUUCCGGCGUUUUUGCCUGGAGUCCACGUGGCAUUCAAACUAAGGGCUUAAUCGUAGCGGAUUUUGCACAGUUUUUCGAUCCCAAUGCGACAUCAAUUGAACAGAAAAUAGACUUCCUCUCUACGAAAGAUGUUUAUGAAAAGGGAAAUUUGACGCCAACUGUUUCAUUUCCUACUAAUUAUCGAUUUAAUGAAUUGGCAUGGACGUCGAUGUGCUCUGAUGCUCAUCCAAACGGAAUCGUUGCUGGUGGAACGGAAGAUGGAACGGUAGUAUUCUUUGAUGCCGAAAAAUUUUUGAGUGGAAACGCUCUUGAAGUAUUGUCGGCGAGAAAGGAUCAUCACGGACACGUGUUAACAAUUGAUGUUUCCCGAGAUGGACGAUGGAUGGCUUCUGGAGGAGGUUCUGGUCAAAUACUACUUUGGGAUUGCGCAAAUCUGAAGACGCCAUUCUCACCUGGAUCACCCAAUUUUCCUGAUCAAGUCAAACUACUGCGAUGGAAUCUCAAAAAUGAAUCUGUUUUCGCAUCAAUCUCGUCAAGAAGAGUCAGUUUCUGGGAUUUGCGUAGAAAUGGAUCACCAGUUUUAGAGUUUGCAGAGAUUCCUGGAUGCGAUUGGUCUUCUUUGUCUUGGAAUCCUUCCGAUGCAUCGCAAUUAAUAAUAGCCAGCCAAUCUCAACAUGCCUCAGUCAUACAAAAAUGGGAUUCUAGGUUCACUUCUACACCCGUCAAAGAAUAUAGGCAUCAUAAUAUGGGAAUCACCAGUGUAGACUGGAAUAAAGCAGACGAUCGUCUCCUCAUUUCUUCUGGAUGUGAUGGACAGGUAAUUAUCUGGAAUCACGAAACUUCUGAAGUUCUCGGAGGUGUCGGAAGUCUACAAGGCGAUUGGAUCAGAAACGUUAAAUGGAAUGAAGAAGAGCCGGCUCAAUUUGCUAUUCAAUAUUUUCAACAUCCAGUUCAAAUAUCUUCAUUAACAAGUCUAGGAACAACGCAACCAGGUGCCGAAGUUCUUGCUGCUCGCGUUUCCGAUCAAUUUGUACCAGCAUGGCAUCGUGCUCCACUCAUUGGGGCAUCAAUUUCUCUCGGUGGCCGACUAGCCACUUUCUGGAAAUCAUUUGAUGUGAUGUCUCAACAAGUUCAUCAUAAUGUUGAGGUAGAAACGAUUAAUAUUGGAGAGGAUAUUGGGGCGGAAGACAUCGCUCAAUACUUGCAUAUAAAAGAUGAUAAACGAAACUUGGGAUGGUACUUGCAUGAGCGAGCAUAUUCCCAUUCAACGGACACCACGGAGGAUGCAAAACUGCAGAAAGAAGUCUGGUUAAUUCUUCUUGCUCUUCAAGAAGGAGCUGGUCGGACUAAAAUGCUUCAUUACCUAGGUCUUGUCGAAUCACAGGACGAUGAAGUUUUUUCUGAUCAGAAUCAGACAACAAUCACAAACUCGCUUUCAAACACACAUCCUACUUCAACAACUGAUCGAUCUGCCCGUAGCACAUCUAUUGUUUCUGCAGCAGAAACAGAUAUUGAUGUACCUGAAAUAUCUUUCAUUGAAAAAUGUGCGGAAGUCAAUUGGAGUUCGCUCGAUACUUCGGGAUGGGAACUUCUUGUUAACACAAUGCGUCAAGACCAUCUCGCAGUAAUUCGUGUGUUGAUGUCAAACAAUCAGCAUGUCGCAGCAAUGAUGUAUUCUGCACAACACGACACUGAACAUUUGACAAUGAUUCUUGAAGAUUAUAACAGAAAAACCAAUAACACAAAUACACUUUCAUCAUUAAUCAUGGCACUCUCGAGUUCUUCAUCGGCCCAUAGAGCAGAAACAUUCGAAAAGGAACAAGUGGAAAAUAAUGCAAAAAUUCAGAGAAUAAAUGCAAUUUCUCAAUCAUUUCCUGAUGUAAAAUGGAGAGAGAUGCUAGGGUUAAUCAUCGCACACGAAACAAGUGCGGAAGACAUCCGGCUUGCUGCUAACAUAAUCGGUACAAAAUGGUUGAACGAAGGAAAAUCCACACGUGCCUGCAUAGCUUUUCUCCUGGGUGGUGACAUUGAUCAAUUUUUGAUUGCUAACGUUUCUUUCUCACAAGUUGAUCGCUUGAAACAGGCGUUGAUUCUUCAUCAAAUCUCAAAGGCGACAAAUUAUUCAGACGGGUUAGAAAAGCUCAUAAUCGCUUUCGCACAUCGUCUUCUACUCCAGGGAGCUGGCGCAACUGCUUGGAAUCUUGUGAAAUGGUCUCAGAAUGGAUCCGCUGAAAUGCAAGAGCUCCAAUGGACGUGCUAUAACGUUGCUGGUGGACGAGAUUGUACUGGAGAUCAGCCACCUUUCAAUCCUUACACUGUUAGUCUACCGGGAACUCAACAACAUAUGACAACCCAACCAGUGCAUCACUUCCCAUCACAGCUCCCUAAUGUCGCGGCACCUCCGAAUCUUCCGAAUGGAUACAAUAGUUAUCAUCCGUCUCGUUCUCAACCUAUCCCUCCACCUAAUGAUUAUUCGGACAAUCGUAGAAACUCCAACAUAGCACCAAUGCCGCCCUCAUCAACUUUCUAUCAAACUCCAUCAUGGGAUCAUAAGCCACCUCCACCCAUGCCUCCAAAUAUGCCUCCACCAAAGCCAGCUGCUCCAGUUACACCGGGAUGGAAUGAUCCUCCACCUAUGGCGUUGAAGCCACUCGAAAACUCGAAGCCGAAGAAGAAUGUAAUGGAAAUUAAUUGGAAACCUGUUGAAACUGCUCCAGCUCCUGGUGGAAUGAUGAUGGGACAACAAAAUGGAUUCGCUGGAGGAAUGAACUAUCAAAAUGGAAUUUCUCAUGCCAUGCAAGGAAUGGCUAUUCAAAAUCCUCAAUCGUCUGCUCCAUCGUCAUCAUUCCCAUCUCCUACAGCUUAUCAACAACGUCCGCCUUCUGUUGCAUCCGUUGUUGCUGCUCCACCACCAAUCCAACUGUCUCCAGAAGACGAGAAACUCGUAGAACCAAUAAAUGCACUGGCUCAAUUUAUUGUGGAAAACUCGAUAACACAAGCUAAAACCGAAAAAGCAAACGAUUUGAGAUCUCGUAUUCAGACAGAGCUCUCGCCAAGGCUAUCUGCUAAUCGGCUUUCCGCAGAAACAAAACAACAUUUGUCUCAUUUGGCCUAUUUCCUCUCUAUGCGGCAGAUUCGGGAAGCUCAAGCAGUCGUAGCUCAGAUGGCUCGGAAUUCCAGUGAUUUCACGGAGAUUUCAUCGUUCCUACCAGCUCUGAAGUCGCUUCUCUCUCUGGCUCUUCAUUAA